Messenger RNA from Cloeon dipterum, 3639 nucleotides. RefSeq names its product epithelial cell transforming 2 pebble (gene pbl). The record is from RefSeq and is a predicted model, not a curated record. Gene Ontology annotation, cellular component: nucleus; cell cortex. Gene Ontology annotation, molecular function: GTPase activator activity; guanyl-nucleotide exchange factor activity. Bases 172 to 2817 code for a protein of 881 amino acids. The transcript is spliced from 18 exons. Lineage: Eukaryota; Metazoa; Arthropoda; Insecta; Ephemeroptera; Baetidae. Gene Ontology annotation, biological process: regulation of cytokinesis, actomyosin contractile ring assembly; activation of GTPase activity; mitotic cytokinesis.
UGAUUAUCAGAGUAGGGGAAAACGACGAACGAAACAACGAUAAAAAACAGUCCUACAUCAAAGCGCUUUAUUUACACGAAAUUUCCGAUAUUUCUCGGUAAUUUUCCUGAAAUGAGUGCAAGCUGAGCCAAUUUGAGUGGUAACUCGCCUGUGCCGCUCUAAUUAGCAGCGAUGGAGGACGCUCAGGGUGAAAAUCAGGCAGGAAAUCCCAGCAACGGUUACGCACCGGACAGUCCACCAUCUAUCCCAGUAAUGAAAACAGCCAAAAUUUGUAUCAUCCGAGAGGACGAAGUGCGAGAUGAUCCCGUGCACGAAGCUGCCAAGAAAUAUUGUGACUUCGUAAAAUUUUCUCGAGAUGGUUCAGAGUUGCUCGAUUUGGAAACGAUCUACAUCAUAGACAACUUUGAUAGUCCUGUGUUCAACAGCCUCAAGGACAGAAAGUGCCGAAUUCUGGGACCAACUGCACUGAUCCAAUAUGCAGAGAACAAUUCUGCACUGCCCACCAAAAUUCUGAAACACCCACCUUAUUGCCUUCACAUGAAAGGAGCAGUAGUUUGCUUCACUGGUCUGCGAGAUAAGAUAGAAAUCGAUAAGGUGGUGAGGGAACUGUUCUACAUGGGUGGAAACUUUGUGCGUGAGAUGAGCGGGAAGGUGACGCACUUGGUAGCAGGACGGUGCACAGGCGACAAGUACCAGUACGCCACCACGUUCCGCGUGCCAGUGGUCGGCGUGGACUGGAUACACAACAUGUGGGAGCAGCGGGACGAUGCGAAAACGCUCAACGCCACCGACCCCUUGGUUGUGCAGCAGUACAAACUGAAGCCCUUCUUCGGUGCAAGAAUCUGUUUAUUUGGCUUUUCGGACGAUGAGAAGAGGCACAUGGAGGCAGUCUUGGUUGAAAACUGUGGCACUUUGGUUGACAUUGAUGACUCCUCCUGCACUCAUGUGGUUGUUGAAGAGGGCACUCUACCAGAUAUAAAUGUACUUCAAGGCUACUGCAACGUCGUUCGAGCUGAGUGGUUUUGGUUGUCGGUGCAGAAGGAAAGCUGUGCUGAUGAAGCACAAUAUGUUUUGGCACAAGCGCAACAGAUUACCAGCAAUGGUGACCACACACCCCAUUCCUCUACUCCACUGUCCCACUCAUUAGCUGAUUCUGCUCGGCGAAAGCGAAAGAGGCUACGGUUCCAGUCAAGACAAAGUGGUGCAAGCAUAACUGGCGAUCUGAUAGAUUCAACCUAUUCCCCACAAACUCGUUUGAGUUUGAGUGGGUCCCUCUUAGACAACACUGCCAGUCCAGAGCCUUGCGCUUCGGUGCCAGACACGUCCAUAGUUGCCUCCCCUGCCUCUAUAGCACCACCCCUCAGCCCGAGACAAAUGGUCUUCUUAGAGCUUGUACAGACUGAAACCAAUUACGUUGAUAUCUUGCACACCAUUGUUUAUCUAUUCAAAGAGCCGCUAGAAAGCAAGGAUGGCGAGUCCGCUGGCUUGUUGAAUGCAACUGAGUUGAGGAUCAUUUUCGGCAAUCUACCUCCGAUUUACGAAGUUCACAGAGACAUGUUAGCUGACCUUCAGCACGCAGCUCAAAAUUGGAAAGAUGACGUAACCAAAGUUGGGGCCAUUGUACUGAAAUAUAAAGAGGCAAUGCUGAAAGCAUAUCCACCGUUCAUCAACUUUUUUGAAGACACGAAAAAGAUGCUAGCUUCUUGUGAUGAAAAUAACCCCAGAUUCCACGCCUUCCUGAAAAUUCGCUAUUCUAGACCAGAGUGUGGCCGACAGAGUCUAAAUGAGCUGCUCAUCCGUCCCGUGCAGAGGCUGCCCAGCAUAAGUCUCCUCUUGAAUGAUUUGGCCAAGCAAACUCAGAAGAGCAACCCUGACAAUGAACUGCUCCUCAAUGCCCUGGCAGAGGUGAAAGCCGUGAUGACCCUUAUCAACGAGGAUAAGAGAAAGACCGAGGGUCAAGUAGCUCUGUUUGAAAUUUUCAACGAAAUCGAAAAUUGCCCUGCUGACAUUGUGGCUUCGCAUCGAACGUAUGUCCAGCGAUGUGACGUUGACGAAUUCAGCAAUGAGCUCUAUGGCCGAGGAGAACACCUUACUCUCUUCCUCUUUUCUGAUAUGCUGGAGAUUUGCAAGCGUAAGACCAAAUCAUUCGGCUCCCUGCGCAGCCCCAGCGUGACCAGUCUCCAUUCCAGCAAACUCGCACAAAGCAUUAAGGCCUACAAACACAUCAAACAGCUGCCUCUGUCGACGAUCAAGAGGGUCAUUGACAUCAAAGAAACUGAAGGGAUCCGCAACGUUUUUGCUCUUCGGUGUCGGAGUAAUCAGGAGUUCAAGGAGAGAGACUACAUGUUCACGCUCACCAGCGAGGAGUUCUUCAAGACCAGCUUUCUGAAGGUCUUGUGCCGCCAGUUGGCCAACACUGUCUGCAGAACAGAUGCCGAAUCUUUCUUGGUGACACUUGACCCGGCUCAAUUGGACAUCGAAUCUUCAGACGCCAACAUGGGAACCCUGUCAAAGGCCUUCAAGUUCGCCUCAAAGACUAGAAAGAAAGUUGGCCGUGCAUUUAGCUUUAACAGAACUCCAAGCAAACUCAAACGAGCAGUGUCCUCUGUCAUGAGUCCAUUCGGCAGCAGCCUAGGCAACACCACACCGUGUUCCCAGCUUGAACAUAUGCGCUUGGCCAGCUGCACCAGCUUGGCCAGUGUCACUAGUUUAGCUGAAUUGGGAUCACCUCGGCCAAUAGCAGAGGCGCUCGAACCACCAAUGUCUGUUCAGCCAGUAAGGAAAAACAAGAAUCCCAGCGGCUUGCAUAGGUUUUGAGAGCGCCACCCAGCCUGCAUCCAGGUCACCGGUACAAAGGUGCUGCUCUCUGUCACGUGGAAUCACAAUCUGUCCCUCAAAGAAUAGCCAAUACUGCAAGACUUUCCUUCAUAUUGAUGGAAAUCUCAGAGCCAACCUUCAAUAAAGUCUUUCUGUAAAUUAGCCUCUAGAAGCAGUUUAGAUACUUCUUAUUUUCUGUUGCUUUGACGUUUUCCUGCGCUUUUGAUCAGUCCUUUAGGAAGCCAACACGAAGUGCCAAAAUUGAGCAACAACUGCCUUUGAAAGUGCGUUUAAGGUCGGUUGGUAUUCUUUUGAACCCACCGGCCAGUGCUACUCUUUGCCUUGGAAUCUCUACUUCUGUCUUUUCUUCUGUUAUUAUAAUUAGUGGUAACAGCAAGUAUUCCAUGAGGGCCUAUUAUGUGUUUUUUUUUCAUUUUAGCUGGUGCAACAAAUAUGCACGGUGUUUAGGUUUUGCGUCAUUUAUUGAUGUUUCAUUUCAGUUUCCAGAAAUGCCAGUGUAGACUCUGGUUAGUUUUAAAAUCCACUGUGUACUCGGCAGUUUGUUUAGAUUAUUUAUGUGAAAAUCCUUAGCUCAUAAUUUCAUUGGAAAAGUGUGUGCAGCUCUCACAGGCAAAAGACUUCAAGAUAUAGACGGAAAGUAUAAAGUAGAAAAUUUGUAGUAAGAAAGUAUAUAUUUUCUAUACCAGGCGAAAAUAUUUUGCUUUGUACAUGUGAUGUUGCAUGACUUUCAGUACAAUAAUGACUAGCUUAAAUUGCGGCAAAACAGCUCCUAAAUAAAUAAAAUCUGAUAAACAUUUGGAA